This is a messenger RNA of Tachysurus fulvidraco (yellow catfish), 6186 nucleotides long. It is a transcript of the gene pias1b, whose product is annotated as protein inhibitor of activated STAT, 1b. Lineage: Eukaryota; Metazoa; Chordata; Actinopteri; Siluriformes; Bagridae. Gene Ontology annotation, molecular function: transcription coregulator activity; SUMO ligase activity; zinc ion binding. The record is from RefSeq and is a predicted model, not a curated record. Gene Ontology annotation, biological process: regulation of transcription by RNA polymerase II; protein sumoylation. The transcript is spliced from 15 exons. Bases 1599 to 3557 code for a protein of 652 amino acids.
UUCAUUGCUUUUGUUACGAAAGCUCACUGGUUCGAGUUUAGAUUCAGUCUACCCCUCCCCCAAUAUCUCCCAAUCUCUCCUCACUCCUGGGCCAGUUUUAAUAGAAACCAAAUGUUGGGUGUUAGAAAGUUUAGUUAAAAUGCCAAAGAAGUGUAAGCACUUUAGUGAUUUUUGGUUAAAUGUUUUUUCUUGUCUUUUUGAAGUUCCUGCAAAAGGAAUUUCUUAUGUUUGCAUUUUCCUAGAUUUAUUACACAUGACCUUGUGCUUGUAUGACUUGUUUAGAAUAUAAACUGCAUUGUAAUAGGCCUGAAAGUUAAACUGAGAUAAGCUUUGUCUGUGGAACAGUACAAAACUGUCAGUAAAUUGGUUUGGAUGAUUUCAAGUUUUGGCAUGUACAGUACCAUGCAAAAGUUUUAGGAAGGUGUGAGGAAAUGCUGUAAAGUAAGAAGGCUUUAAAAACAUAUGUUUAUUAAUUGUUUGAUUUGAUCAAUUUACAAAAAGCAAAGUGAGCAAACAGAAGAAAAUUAAAGUAAUAUUUGGUGUGACUACCCUUUGGCUUCAACAUCUUGGAUACUUUGUACACUUGCACAAAAUCAGGGACUUUGUAGAAUCAGAAUCUGGUGUAUGAUUAACCAACAAUACCAAACAGGUUCUAAUGAUCAUCAAUUUCACAUGUAGGUUGUAACACAGCCACUGACUGGAACAGAAACAGCGGUGUAGGAGGCUUAAAACAGGGUGAUGAACAGCCAAACUGUUCCUGAGACAGGGCAAAGCAACAAUACACAGGCUAGUUAUACUGCAUCAACAAGGUCUCUUCCAGGCAAAGAUUUCAGGUUGUGCUAUUUUGAAAAAAGCACAAAGAAACGGCCAAUUUUGGUUACCAUAGACACAGUGGUCAGCCAUGGAAACUUAAUGCAGCAGAUGAGACACAUCAUGCUUACUUCCCUUUGGAAUCAGUAGAUGUCCAGCAGAGCCAUCAGUAAAGAACUUUCAGAAACCAGUGGGUCCCAGGUACACUCAUCCAUGAGAAGUCUGGACAGAAACGGUGUUCAUGAAAGAAAUACAGCCAAAAAUGUAUACCUCCAACAUAGGCUAACAACUCAACUAUGCAUGAAACCAUAGGAACUGUUGUGAAGAAAAUGGCAGCAGGGACUCUGGACUGAUGAGUCAAAAUAUUUGCUUUUUGUUGGCAGUUAGUUUGUUUCCUGAAGGGUUGGAGAAUGUCUGCAGGUAACAGCGAAGCAUGGUGGAGGUUCCUUGCAAGUUUCAGGCUGCAUUUCUGCAAAGGGAGAUGGAGAUUUGGUCAGGAGUUAUGGUGUCCUGAAUACUGAGAAAUACAGGCGGUUAUUUUUCCAUCUCGCAAUACCAUCAGGGAGGUGUCUGAUUGGCCCUAAAUUUAUUCUGCAGCAGGACAACAACCCCAAACAUACAGGCAAUCUAAUUAAGAACUAUUUUCAGCAUAGAGAAGAACAAGGAGUCCUGGAUGUGAUGGUUUGGCCCCCACAGAGCCCUCGUCUCAACAUCACUGAGUCUGUCUGGGAUUACAUAAAGAGACAUAAGGAUUUGAGGCAGCCUACAUCCACAGAAGAUCUGUGCAAAUGGUGAUGAGCCUGCGUGUCUCUGAACUGCAAGUACUCCUAGGAUACGCUGGUCGCAAUAAGCACGGGAGAAAGCACGAACUAUUGACCAAAGCACUCCACUUGCUGAAAGCUGGCUGCAGCCCUGCUGUACAGAUGAAGAUCAGGGAGCUGUACCGCCGCCGCUUCCCCACAAAAAUGGUGUCCCCGACAGACCUCUCUCUCUCUGGGGUCCACUCUACAACAGGUGUAGCUUCUGCAGGUUUGCCUGCUAGCCUCACCCAACUCGGGUUUGACAGCCACGGCGCACCUUCGCCUCUGCUGCCUGUCUCUCUCCUGGGGCCCAAGCAUGAGCUCGGCCUUCCACACCUUCCCUCUGCCCUGCAUCCUGUUCAUCCAGACGUCAAGCUUCAAAGGCUUCCUUUCUAUGAUGUGCUGGAUGAACUGAUCAAGCCCACCAGUCUGGUUCUUCCUUACUAUAAGCAGAUUAAAUUGACCUCGGACAACAAUCAGAGGUUUCAGGAAACAUGUUUUGCAUUUGCAUUGACGCCACAGCAAGUCCAACAGAUCAGCAGCUCAAUGGACAUCUCUGGGACCAAAUGUGACUUUUCAGUACAAGUUCAGUUAAGGUUUUGCUUAUCAGAGACGAGUUGUCCUCAGGAAGACCAUUUCCCACCAAACCUCUGUGUGAAAGUGAAUGGAAAGCCCUGUAACCUCCCUGGCUAUCUUCCUCCAACUAAAAACGGAGUAGAGCCAAAAAGACCAAGCAGACCCAUCAACAUUACCUCUCUGGUCCGAUUAUCCACAACAGUCCCCAACACUAUUGUGGUAUCUUGGACAUCAGAAAUCGGCAGGAGUUAUUCCAUGGCAGUGUACCUCGUCCGACAGCAGUCCUCUACAGUUUUGCUACAGAGACUACGGUCGAAAGGCAUCAGGAACCCAGACCACUCAAGAGCACUCAUCAAAGAGAAGCUGACGGCUGACCCUGACAGUGAGAUCGCUACCACUAGUCUGAGAGUCUCCCUUCUCUGUCCGCUGGGGAAGAUGCGGCUGAUGGUUCCGUGCCGAGCGCUGACGUGCUCACAUCUGCAGUGCUUUGACGCUACACUCUACAUCCAAAUGAACGAAAAAAAACCCACCUGGGUUUGUCCAGUCUGUGACAAGAAGGCCCCAUAUGAACACCUCAUCAUCGAUGGAUUGUUCAUGGAGAUCUUAAACAGCUGUGUAGACUGUGAUGAGAUCCAGUUUAAGGAGGAUGGAAGCUGGGCACCUAUGAUAUCCAAAAAGGUGGUGCAGGAGGUGUCUGCUUCCUCCAACGGCUUAGAGGGUUCAUGUCGACCAGUGCUGUCUGAGCACAAAAACAGCUCAUCCUACACUAGCGGUAGCAACAGUAAAAAAGUGGAAGUGAUUGACCUUACACUGGACAGCUCCUCAGAAGAUGACGAUAACGAUGAAGAGCCUCCGCCUAAACGGCCCUGUCCUUCACUUUCGCCCGCUUCACCACCUGUCACUAAAGGCGUGUUAAAUCUUCACCAUCAGGCAUCGCCAGUGACGCGAGCUCCAAGCAUGCCAGCAGUGGAGACAAACUACAUUCCCCCUCCACCACCUCUCAUUCAGGACUACCGCCACUAUUACCACACACCCAGUGACCUGUCAGAUCUGAAUUUCUUUUCAUUUUUACCAGGGGAAAAUCAUCCGCAUUACAGCAUGGUGAUGGCAGCCGCAGCUGCAGCAUCUGCCUCAGCGUCAACAUCAGAAGAUCACGAGCUUCUCCGCUUCUUGCCCUAUAACUCCUCACCGCUGUACCUUGAGCAAGCAGGCACCGCGCCGAGCAGUUCACUGGCACCACCCAAUGGCAGCGCAGGCAGCAGUAGCAGCCUGCGGGACAGCCAUGGGCACAGCAGUGUUUCACGUUCACGGUCGGACACAGCUGCCUCAGUCAUAUACGGCUCCAUGCCGGACGUCAUCUCGCUCGACUGAGCACACAGGCACAGCAACCCAAAGACUGUCGAUGUGGGCUAUCUGCACCAUCCAUGGGAGACUAGAGAAGCCUGGUGCGCUUCCUGAGGAUUUCGAGAUGAAUGAGGCAGAAGGAAAAGAGGGGUGGUGAAAAAGAGGACAAAAAACUUUGUAAAAAAGAUGAUGAUGAAAAAGAAAACGCUGUACAGAGAAGAAAUAUCUAUUUUUAGUUUUACUUUUGUAUAUAAACAAUAGGACGCUGCCCGCCCAGUGAGUGACUUCGGUUCAUAUAUUUUUUGUGUGAAUACUGAAGGUGUUUUUUCACUUCUCCAUGUGCUGUCCCUUGACUUAAACUUAUUCUGUAUCUUUUAUACUCUUUUUGCUAUUUUAUUUCACCUCAAACACUUACACACUUCAAUCCCAGUCAUUUUGAUCUUUUUUGAGGGGUCAGUAUGUUAUUUAACGACACUUUGUUGUGCAGGUAAUUUAUGAUGCUUUUAAGUUAUGUAGUUUGUAUGCUGUAUAAAAUCAUUUCCUGAUGCCAUUACAGGAUCUAGCCAUGAGGCAUGCUCAGAACGCCAGACACCUCUUAUUCCAGCUUUGCAUUUACCUCCAUCUAACAAUCAGUAAAGUAUGUGAAAGAGAGGUUUUUUCCAGAUAUUUAUGCAGAGAUCAUGUUGCACACAUCUCCCAGCUUAUGAAACUAAAUUAUUAUGAUAAUUAUUUGAAGCUUCAUAGUUUGCUAUGAAGAAUUUAUCAACUGGGGAGAAAUGUAAUUGAAGGUUUGGUACUAUAGUGCGAUACAUUUAUGAAGUGAAGCGGUUAACCUAAGAAGUAUAUGUAGCUCCAGAAGGUUUUCGGAUUUUCUGUCAGAAGACUAAUUGAAGGUCAAGUGGUUUGUCCACCUUCAGUUAUUACAAAACAAUAAAAUCAGAUCUUGAUUCAAACCAUCAUGCACCAGAAUUUGGGAAACCCAAAUGUUGUUAAAGAUACUGUUGUCUGUGUAGCUUAUAGUGAAAAACACUGUAUUGCAGAGAUCAGAGAUUAAGAGCGAUGACACUGGGAGCAGGAAAUGGUUAACGCCCAUUGCAGUCUGUGUUGGAACCUGCUGUUUCCUGCAUUUUCUCUGCAUGAAGAUGUGUCAUGUGCUACUCUUCCACAACGUCAAGUUUUCAGGACUGUGAUAAUCAAUCCUUUAAAGUUAUAGAAUAACAUUUUGACGAUUUAAUUUUUUAUUUUAUUUUUUUCACAUUGACUAAAUAUAAACUUGGAUGACUGGGUCAUAAAUUCUACAUGUACAUACAAAAGAACUUGACCGUUAGACCUAUUUUCAACCAAAUUAACGUUUUUAAAAUUCUGGUGCAGACGUUUUCCAUUUUAGUAUUUAUUUUAAUUGGCUUGGAGUUGGUUUUUCAAACCUUUGGAAAAGUGUGCCUGGUCAUAUCGCUUGGUCCUAUACAUCUCUCUCUGGCAUGCAGAAACCUAGCAGAAAAAAAUAGGUUUCUUCUUCCUGGUGUUCAGCUUCAUGUUUCCAUGUAGAAAGAAGGAUUUUAUUUGUCAGAAUGAUUAAGUAUCAUUUUUAAGAUGAUCUUUCAGUUUUUUAUUUAAAUGUUUUAUUUUUCCUGGUGACGUCACAGCCACGCCAUCCUUGCCGCCUCCACCCCUUACUCCUCUUUGUUAAAAACUGAACUUAUUUAUUUUUAAUCUAUAUAUUUUUAGUAUUUGUUUGACAAUUAUGCUUUACUGUCAUCAUACAUUUAUUUCAAUAUGAAUUAUUUAAGAGCCCUUGCCACAUGCAUUGUAACAAGCAUCCUGUUAUUUUUUUUUUAUUUGUGUUCCUUGUUCUGUUUUACUGAUUUCUGUCUGUUCUGUACGUUAAUUCCAUCUCCACAAUCUAUGGUUGUGUCAGAUUUUACGAUUUCGUUGCAAAUUAAACACUUAAAGAUGAAAGCCGGCUGCGUGUGGACAAACUCCGGCUGAAUUGUUAGGACCCACUGAGAAAUGUGUAAUUUUUGUGUUUAUCCACUGACUUCUUAUGCACAGCGGUUACUACCUGUAUAAAUGUGUAAGCUUUCAUCAAAAUCCAUCUGUUUUCUGCAGGCCAACAUUUAUACAUGUAGUACAUGCUAAUUCAACUGAAGUGAAUAAAUAUUUGAAUAAAAGGAUAUUGUGCACUGAGGGACCACGACUUGAUUCUGAGAACUGUUCUUCAAGAGAAAAGUCUGCACUGGAAAAUGAAUAUUGGUGAGGCAUUAGAUUACACUGAACUGAAGCCCUAAAAAUGAAGCAGCCCAUAUCUAGGUUCCCGGUAGAAGCACUGUUUUUUUUUUAAUAUAUAUUUUUCUAAAGAAAUGACGCAGACCGUGCUGUAAUCGACUGACACUCAAACCGUUCCAGGUUUCCUACCACUAGAGAAGAGACUUAGCCCAUUUUAGCUGUACUGGUAAGACUGGUGUGCAUGAGAUCUCUCUGCCUUAAAUUCUUUUCUUUGCUUUUUUUUCUCAUGAAAGAAAUCAUUAUGUACAUCAAGCCACUAUCAGUUUGUACAAAACAUCAAAUUAUUUAUUUGAUUUGGGAUACAUUGUUUACCUAAUGAAUGUUAAUUGUUUAUGUAGAGAGUGGUUUAGCUGUAAUAAAACACAUGCAACUA